AUGAGUAAUCAAACUCAAGAUACAAAAGAUAUCCAAACCAAGCCCACCUAUCAAGAAGUUGAGCAAGCUUUAAUUAAUGUAGUUAAAGCAGGCAUCUAUUAUAAAAAGCCAAAAGAAGAUAAGUUAAUGCAAAGUUAUAAAGAGCGAAUUAUAAAAUUACGUCAAGCAGAAGAUCCAGAAGAAUAUAUAUUAAA
Scutellospora calospora is the source of this 194-nucleotide messenger RNA. The record is from the annotation of a GenBank genome assembly. Lineage: Eukaryota; Fungi; Glomeromycota; Glomeromycetes; Diversisporales; Gigasporaceae.